GGAUGCUUCCAGGUCGGAGAGGCCACUCGGGCGCCUCCGGGUCUCCUGGUCAAAGGAUUUGCUCGGCCGCCUCCAGGUCGGAGGAGGUCUGCUCGGCCGUUCAUGCAAGCGUGACUUAUAUUUUCCCCCCCAACACUACCCCCGACUUCCGAGCUCGAGCUGAACGCAGGCUCGAGCGCGGGAAGUAGCUACGGUCGUGUUAAUGUGGAUUAGAAAAAUUUUGAAUUAUCGCGCGCUUCAAGGCGCUUUUAAUGGGCGGCGUCUCCUUUUUCGGAAACGUUUCAUCAAGGAGGUACCUUUUCGUUUUUCGAAGCGUCCUCGCGUCGUGGGCUCAUGAUGGGGCCACACGACCCGACGAGGUGCUUCCAUAUUCGAAGCGUCAGCUCGAAUUGAAUGCAGCACUUUAAUUUUUGGGGUCGACGCGUGUCGUGAUCUGGACGGGGAGCAGUGCUCCGCUUCACAGAUCUGGGCCGUCAGAGGGGUUUAUAUAUAAAUCUCUACUUGGCCGUCUCUGACUUCUUUCCCAUUGUCUUUCUCCAUCUUCUUCCUUGUCCGAAGCGGUCGAUCCUCCAUUACCUCCGGCAAACUCCCAAAGGUGUCCUUCUCUUCGUUUGCUCGGAACCCCUUCUUUCUCCCCUCCUUUCUCUCUUUUCUUUUCCUAAUGGGUCUUGGUCCGGAUGAAAUCGGGUCCACAAUGAGUGAGGUGGAGGUUGAGAUGGCGAGGAGUGGUUUUUUCCUCGGCGAGGGUUCCGUUUGGAACCCGCUGGGUUGGGGGAUCGGAUAACGAACCCCCCUUAGGUCGGAUCGGAGUGUAUUUGGAGGCACUCUGGGCCGGCCUACGAUUUCCCCUCCAUGGGUUUGUGAAUGAGUUGCUCGGGGAGUACCAACUUGUCCCGGCACAACUUGCUCCGAACGCAUGGAGGACGAUUAUCGGGUUCCUGUCCUUGUGCAUGGCAUACGGGAUCCCGUCUUCUGUGAAUGUCUUCCGGCUGCUCUUCAUGUUGAAGUCCAACAGGGGGACGGAGAGUGGCUCUAUAUCGCCCUUCGGGGGGUCGGCCACUCUUCCAGGGCGCUCCGACGUCCAUUCACGACUGGAAGAAAAUUUUUUCUUUUUGGGUUCCGAGCGGUCAUGGGGGUUCAACCCUGGGUGGAGGCAGAGCCGGCUCAAGACCGCCAACAAACUCCCCAGGCUUUCCACGCGCUAGCAGGGAAUCCUUAACGCCGUUCACGGCCUCGGGGAUGGUAUUCUUCUGAGCGGCCUCGUUAGCGAGGACGCUCUAGUCAAUGUCGGUCUGAGCUCGGCGCGCCCUCAGGGUAAGGGUAGUAACUUAAAAAAUUUCCUCUCCUUUUUUCCUUUUCCUCAACAUUUUACAAUAUUUUACAAAUUUCUUUUGCUCGUCCUUGCAGACGUUGCGAAAAUGGUGACCAAGAGCGGAGCCUUGUACGCUCGGUUUCGAAAGAGGGCGGCCGAGAUCGGAGGGGUCCUGCCCGAGCCGAAGAAGAAGGCCAAGGUCUCGGCUGGUGGGGCCGUCGAGGAGAGCGCUCCCCGAGCUGAGCCUUCCGAAGCUGCUCGGAGGGGGGGCUCGAGCUCCGAGCCCAUGAGCACGAGCUCAGCAGGAGCUAUGGCGUUCGCAUGCCCGGCGCCAGUCUCGCAGAUCCCUGGUCGGCCGCCCGUCCGACCCGAGUGCCCGGCGUCCGAGCCGGGCAGCAGCCGAGGGGCCGUGAGGCCGCCUUCGCCGCAGGCGAUGAGGCCCAGCCUCCCCAGUCCACCGGAGGGCGAGGGCCAACAAGAAAGGCGGCCCUAUAUUCCAGAAUGGGCAGUGUUCGAGGGCGACUAAGCUCUCGAGAACGUUGAGACGGCGCGGCAGAUCUUCCGCGUCGCACUUCUCCCAGCCGAUAGGGCGAAAAUUCAGGCCAUGAGCCUGAACAAUUUUUUGGAAUCAACUCGCCUCUUGAUGUUCGGGUAUGUCUUCAUUAUUUACUAUUAUUUAUUCUUUGCGCUUUUAGCUUUUAUGCCCUAACUUUAUCCUCGGCCUAAUUUCUCUUUGCCUUGCUUACAGCACCUCCACGAGAUCGAUACACGGAUCUCGAUCGGUAUGGAUUACAAGGAACGAGCUCGUCGGUGUCUGCGGGCGCAAGAAGAGGCCGAGAAAAAGCUGGCAGAGGCCGAGCUCCAAAAGGAGGAGCUUUUGCUUAGAGUGGGGGCCAGCGAGGACGAGGUCCAAAUUCAGACCGCGGAGUUCGAGGAAGAAAGGGCCGCUCACGCUCUGACUAGAUCAGAGGUGCGGGCCGCCGAGGCUCGUUUGGCCGAGGCACAGUCCUUGCUCGUCGCCCGCGAGCAGGAAAUAAAGAACAUGAAGCUGAAGGCCAAGCAACUCGAAGCUCGGGAGAACGAGGCCCGGGAGCAGGCCCAGAGCGCCAUUCAACUCUUUCGUGAGUCAGAAGAGUUCCGCGACCUGCUCGAAGAGGAAGCCGUGAACGGGCUCAUCCAAGGCUUCAACGACUUCCGUAAUCAACUGAGGCGGCUCUGCCCUGAUUUCGACCUCGACUUGCUUCAACCGGGAGCGGGGGUCGAGGAGUCCGAGGCAGGUGACUCGGUUGAGGCGGGGACUCGGGCGGUUGAAGAAGCCGCUCAAGAGGCUGAGGCCGCUGCCGAGGAAGGUCCGGCGGGAGCACCCGAGGCUGCUCUCGAGGUUGCUGAGGACGGCCGGGCCGAGACCUUCGCCACGGAGGAACCAGCCGUUGCCGAGGGCUCGGCGGGAGUUCCCGAAGCUGCCCCCGAAGCUACCGAGGACAGUGGGGCCGAAGGGAUUCCAGCUGCUGGUGCCGCGCUCGCCCCCUAGGGUUUUCUUUUUCUUUUGUUAUUUUUGUAAAGGAGGAUGACCUUUAUGUCUGUUAUACGGCCGAGCCUCAAUCUUGAACUCAGCCUUCGGGCUUUUCUUCUAAAUGAACUUUCUUUUCUAAAUUUGCGUAAUUGAUUUUAAGUCUCGCUUCUCAGUAGAUCUAAGUUUCUUCGGGUUCACUCAAGUUCAUGGACUUGGGCUCCGCGGCCUCAACCACGUUCGUUACGUAGUCAGACUUAGGUUUGGCAUAUUUGCCAAGUCCUUGGACUCGGGUCCUAAGUUCCCGCUGCUUGGACCCUCGACCAGCGAUAUCGCUGUAUUUAGGUCCGAGACACUCGCCUGUCCUCGGGCUCAUCAAGCCUUCGAGCUCGGCACUGAAUCCUGCCGAACCCUAGAACCUGAGGUCGCUAACUUGACUCAAAUCGUCGACUCCGUGAGCUCGGACCUCUAGCCGUCGAAGCGGAUUGUCGGACCCCCUCCCCCGACUUAAACAGGUCUAGGUACAGGCCCGAUACAAGUCCCCAAGCUCGAGAUCGAAUUUCGCCGAGCUGCCGGUAUAAAUCGAACUAGGGUUCACCGACGAGUAGUGCGCGCGGGGUCAAUGAGGACAACCCGUGAUUGACCCGGCAAAGCAUCCCGACGCUGGUCGGGACUUUAUUUAAGCAUUCAAUCGAUGCAGGAAUGAAUAUAAGUAUUGAUUAAAAUGUACCUUUUGUACGGUCGGAGUCGAGUGUCUUACGCCGAGGUCGGCAGCUUUGCUCCUCAGCUAACUUUUGAGGACGCUCUUUUGCUCGGGGUCCGCUUUCUGGGGACGCCGGCACACUAGCAGAAAUAGUUGCCAUUGGAGAUCUAUGUGGGCGUUGCCUUGUGUCGUCCACGAACAUUUUGGGGGCAUUUUGUUGUCAAUCAUGAACGUUUCGGGAGACCGCGAAGGUACUACCCCGUCAUCCCGAGGUCGAGGGAGCUCGGGCUCACUGUCGACUCGUCGGGGC
Messenger RNA from Phoenix dactylifera (date palm), 3835 nucleotides. NCBI's taxonomy places the organism in Eukaryota, Viridiplantae, Streptophyta, Magnoliopsida, Arecales, Arecaceae. The record is from RefSeq and is a predicted model, not a curated record.